ACUGGGGAAAAUAAGCGAAUUCUACCUUAUCUUCUCCUCUUUUACAUUAAAAAAAAAAGCAGUUUCAAAAGAUAGAACUGGUGGAAGAACUCUUCCAGUUCCAACGGCCAUGGCCACCUUCAGCUUCAAAUCUCUGCGCCAACAACAACAACACUUCCUCAGCCUAACACCAAGUAAGUCCUCAUCAAAACAUAUUAAUUCAAAUACCCAUCACUUUCUUUCUCAUGCUUUCACUCUGAAACACAAACUUCAUCAAGAAAUUUCCUCACUUUUUAUAACAAAAGCAAGUAUUAGUGGCAAAUUAGAACCACGAAUAGCUAAUAAACAACAUCAAAAUGCAACACAAGUUAUUGAUUCUGAUAAGAAAAUGAAUCAUGGGUUAUCUCCAUUAAGGUCUAGAGAAGAAAGGAUAAAGAAAAAAUCUGAUUUUAAUUCAUUAAUGGGGGAGAAAAUGGAGAGACAAUAUAGAAGAAGAGAUAGUGAUGUUGUUGAGCCUAGAAGAAAGAGAGAAAUGGGUUCUGGGGUUUCUUCUUUGAGGUCUAAAGAUGAUGAAAAGGUAGAGACUAAACCUAAGAGAAGUAAAGGUAGUAGAGAUAUUAUUAGAGGGAAAAAGAUGGGGAAUAAGUCUGAUAAGAGUGAGGUGAUUGAGGAGAAAUAUCCUAAGAAAAAGAAGCUUGAUAUGGUGGAAGUUCAAUUUCGAAUUCAGCUGGAUCAGUGUUCUAAAAGAGGGGAUUUUUCAACUGCAAUUUCUCUGUAUGAUUCAGUUCAGAAGGAAGAGAAUCUUGAAUUAGGUCAAUACCAUUAUACUGUGCUUCUCUAUCUUUGUUCGUCUGCGGCUGUUGGUGUUGUUACCCCAAUGAAAAGUGGGAAUGAUAGUAGGACUUUCAGUAUAAUGAGUGUUGGAGAUGAUGUUGUCGAAGGAAUGAGUGAGAGGGAAGAUUGUGCAUUGCGGGUAGAUGAUAAUGUCAAAAGAAUUGCCCGCAUGAAGGGUUUUGAAAUCUAUGAGAAGAUGUGUGCGGAGAAGAUUCCGUUGAAUGAAGCGGCAUUGACUUCUGUUGCUCGGUUGGCAAUGUCGAUUGGUGAUGGAGAAAUGGCACUCCAGAUGGUAAAUACAAUGAAAGAACUUGGUAUAAACCCCAGAUUAAGAUCGUAUGGACCUGCAUUAUUCACUUUUUGCAGCAAAGGAGAUGUUGAAAAAGCAUUCAAAGUUGAAGAACAUAUGUUGGAAAAUGGGGUUUACCCUGAAGGGCCUGAACUUGAAGCACUGUUGAAAGUAAGUGUUGAAACUGGAACAGCGGACAAAGUCUAUUAUGUGUUGCAUAAACUGAGAACCAGUGUCAGGAAAGUAUCAGCUUCUACUGCAGAUUUGAUUGAGAAAUGGUUUGGAAGUAAGGCAGCUUCAAGAGUUGGGAAGAGAAAAUGGGAUCAGGCAUUGAUAUUGGAAGCAGUUAAAAAUGGCGGUGGCGGCUGGCAUGGUCAGGGUUGGUUGGGUAAGGGAAAUUGGGCAGUGAAAAUAACGUACGUUGGAGCUGAUGGUUACUGUGAGGGCUGUGGGGAGAAAUUGGUUACCAUAGAUCUAGAUCCAAUUGAGACUGAGAACUUUGCUAAAUGUGUGGCAUCUAUUGCUAUGAAGAGAGAAAAAAACUCAAGCUUUCAGAGAUUCCAAAAAUGGCUGGACUAUUAUGGACCUUUUGAAGCAGUGGUAGACGGUGCUAAUGUGGGUCUUUUUACCCAAAAGAGCUUUUCAGUAUCUAAGGUGAAUGCUAUUGUCAAUGGAAUUCGCCAGAGGCUUCCUUCAAAGAAGUUGCCUCUGAUUAUUGUGCAUCAUAAGCGUAUUGAAGGAGGCAAAAUGGAAGAACCAGCAAAUAAAAAAAUUAUAGAGAAGUGGAAGAAUGCAGAUGCAAUCUUCGCUACACCAACUGGAUCAAAUGAUGAUUGGUACUGGUUAUAUGCAGCUAUAAAGUUUAAGUGCUUACUGGUGACCAACGAUGAAAUGCGAGAUCAUAUAUUUCAACUUUUAGGAAAUGAUUUCUUCCCAAGAUGGAAAGAAAGGCAUCAGGUACAUUUUAAUUUCAGCGAGUGGGGUCCAGAAUUUGAAAUGCCUCCUCCUUGUUCUGUUGUUAUUCAGGAAUCAGAGUGUGGACACUGGCAUAUUCCGGUUGCAUCAGAACAAGAUUCAGAAAGGGAUAGAACUUGGCUUUGUGCAACACGCAUGCAUGUUGAAAACCAAGAUUUUCCCAAAAGACAUGAGGAUGCACAUCUUCCAAACAACAUGAAGAGCAAAUCUCCAAGUAAAAUCAUGAAGCAGCGGCCAUCAGAUCAUGGUGAAGGUUCAAAGAUACAUGAAAAUACUCAACCCCCUCCUGCACAAGAAACCUACAGGAACCUUAGAAAUAUUUUAUCAGCUUCACUAUUAUCAAACUCAAACUAUCAAACCCCUAUUUCUGACAUUGAGAAUGCUGAGAAACUUAGUGGCUGCACAAUUGACUUCCAAAUCUGAGUGGCACCUCUUUUUAUUCAAAGCACAGAUCUUACAUCUUCCAUGCAGAGCAGAUUCAAAGAAAUUUUUUUGCAGAAAGCUCCCUUAAUAGCAUUUAGUUUUCACACUGGUCUUGCUUAUCAGAUGUAAAUUGAGUUUAAUCUGUGUCAGAAUGUAAUCUCUGGGUUCUGUUACAGGUAGGAUUGUAUAUUUCAAAAGGAACUGGAUUCCAAACAUCAAUCAACUCAAAUGGGUUUCCUAUUCAAGGAGUACUGUAAAUAUAAAGCUUCCAGUUGCUUC
Molecule: messenger RNA, 2779 nt
Organism: Papaver somniferum (opium poppy)
Lineage: Eukaryota; Viridiplantae; Streptophyta; Magnoliopsida; Ranunculales; Papaveraceae
Product: proteinaceous RNase P 1, chloroplastic/mitochondrial-like
Exons: 7
Coding region: 110-2500 (796 amino acids)
Biological process (GO): tRNA 5'-leader removal
Molecular function (GO): ribonuclease P activity; protein binding
Source: RefSeq, a predicted model, not a curated record